Molecule: messenger RNA, 6863 nt
Organism: Amoebophrya sp. A25
Lineage: Eukaryota; Dinophyceae; Syndiniales; Amoebophryaceae
Source: the annotation of a GenBank genome assembly
GCGACAACGGGAGAGACUGCCUUUUCAAGCACCAAGGCGUUUUUACAAGGCCUCGCUUCGGGCCAGUUUAAAUCCGCCUUUGCGCAAGGUAAACGGCUGGCCUCCAGUGCCGGAUCGGCUUUAUACAAGCGGGUUCUGCAGAGCGACGACUGCUUGACCAGCAACGCUCAGCGCUGUGUUGCGGAGAGCGUGGGACUGCCAAUUGCCGUUCAAGUGAUGACACCGGAGUGGACCGAUGAGCGCUGUCUUGGGAUCAUGAGUCUGGUCGAAAGUCUGGUGGACUUUGACAUUAGUGCGUCAGUGCAGCUUGGCCAGGCUGCUGCUGGUAGAGCCACGCUUCGCGCCGCCGCACACGCGGGAAGUGCAGCUGCCGCCAGUAGUUUAGUCCCAUCCACUUCGGGCAAAGCGGUACCGCAGAGCAGCUCCACCGAAGGAGCGGACCAAGGCAACAAGGGCUUACUGUUCCGCCCUAUUGGUGCAGCCACUCAACUCGUCGAAGCUACCAAAAAGCAGUUUGCAACUAGUAGACAGGUAGACGGGUCGUGCAGUGAAGAAGUUACAGAUCUCAGGAUUGGUGCUGUGGGGGGUCUGAAUCUUGCCGUAUGGAACGGUAACAUGACCGCGGUCGACGACUUUCUGCGACAGGUAGGACGUCCAGUGACGAGUCGUCCUUCCUCCACAAAAAGGGGGCGUCGGUCGGAGAGUCAGAACCCGAGACGUGGGAGUUGGUCUCGCACUGGGAAAGUCGUGUCCUGGCGGAAUCCCGGGGAACAACAAUCACGCGAGUUAUCUCACCAGAAACGAAAUGACAAAGCAGCUGCUUAUCCGAGCCUGCGCAAGCGAGCGUCGGAGAUGACCAGCGAACCCAUAUUAAUGACAAGUUCGCGGAACAACACUGCUCGGUUUGGUGCCGAAGGCGAAGCAGCCGCGACUGCGAAGAGCCAACUUUUGGCAGAAGCAGAAACCGGAGUAGACGAGCAGCAAGCCAAGGGAUCAGCGAAUAGGAGGUCUGCUUCCUCAUCCUCGGCUGCAAAUGGUAACAUCUCGACGUCGACAGUUCGGCGAGCAAGCAACUCAUCAUCUCGGUAUCUACAAUCGGAUAUGUCCAAAGGCGCUGUCAGGCAUCUGCCAGGUCGUGGCCUUGCUGAAUACCCAGGUUCGACUCUCACGGACCGCUCAGCGUCUCCCGUCACUCGAACGUCGGAAGCGAAAAAUGAACGCAGCUCGUCUAGAUCUCGUGGAUCCGGACUGAGUCCGCAGCCUCGUAAAAGUAUUCCACACGGCGAUCGCUUGUCCUCGUCACCAAAGACAGCGGGUGGAACAAGAGCAUCCUCAGCUUCCCCGUCGCCAUUGAAUAAAGGAAUAUCUGCAAGAACCACGACGUUAGAUGGAACUUCUACAGUUCCCUCCAGUCCCCCGCGAUCAUCAGCAAAAACAAACAGCACGACGGUUUUUACCCCUAAAGGUUCUGGACGGAGUGGAUCACGCAAAGAGGCCGCUUCAAGUUUAACCGAGGAGGUAGACGCAGAUGAUAUGCGGAGAAAGAAAGCCGGCACCAGAGGAAAACAACGUGAAUCCGGACGCUUGUCACGAAAUAGCAGAUCGCCGCGACGCGCGUCCGAGCAAGUAGCUACACCGACGAAGAGAGAUGCAUCCGACUGUGCCUCGUUGCCGCCCUCAGGCGUGGUUAAGCAGAACAGCAAGAGAGAAACGGCGUUAGAAGCCGUUGAGGGAAGCGGAAGUUGGAGCACGAGCGCAACAUCAGAUUGAAAAUAUAUUUUUCCACUGCAAUUUGAGAAUAGAGAUCCAAGAGAACAUGCUGAAGGCGCAAUGAAGACGUCUGGUGGACCUCGAUUUUUAGAAGACCAUUCAGACUCAUUGCUUAGAACCUGAUAAAAACAGGCGCACCUCCGUGCUUUACGCUUUAUUUAGUUUUUCAACCAAUUGUGACUAGCCCCCACAAGCUUCGCCCGGCUUCGAGUUUAGUACUUCUCCGCCCACGGGCUACAGCUAGAGACAGCCCGCGGGCGAAGUAGUGCACUUCGAUAAGCCGACUGCAACGAGGCUGCCGACGCUAGCCGACUGAGAUAGAUGCGCCGACCUAUGGGCAGGCUGAUAAGUAGGCAGCUUCUGGCUUUUUAUUAGACUGGCGUGGGGGUCUUGCAAAUUCUUAAGGAUUUGCGUGACCGCCACGGCAGUCCAACAAAAACAAGCGGAAGAGAAUCACCGGGAGCGCAUAACCACCCGCAGGCCCCAAAGCUUAUAGCCGGCCCGCGGUGGCAGGCUGGCAAGAGGGGCGACCUUGACGGGCCAAGAAACAGCAGCGCAUGGCUAGCUGCGCUGGCUGAGUCUCGGUGGGGCUUCUUCUUUCGUCGAAUGGUAUUGCUUCUGCAUGGGGGGCGUCUGGUCAUUCGUCGGGCUGAGGUCCUUCGUCACGCCAACGCCCUUCGCCGGGCGGGCGGGCCUCUUUCGUCAGGCUGACUCCUCUCGUGCUCGUCAGGCCGACGGCUUUCGUCAGACUGACGUCUUUGCUUCGUCGGGCUGAUGCUUUUCGUCAGACAAAAAGCGCUGCGCUUCCUUUCGUCAGAGCGGCGGCCAGAGGGGCUGGCGUCUUUCGCCAAACGUCUCGCGCCGCACCGUCUGGGGCUUUUCGUUGGGCUGAUGUCUUUGCUUCGUCUGUCAGAUCAAUAUCUGUCGUCAGGCUGAGCGAAGCCUUUCGCCGGACUCACGUCUUUUGUCGGAUUUAGUAACGUCGUUCGGCUCCGUCUGGCCGGCGCCUUUCGUCAGACCGACGCCGUCAGGCGUCUUACAUCUGGCGCCGGCUUGUCGUCUGAUAAUGUCACGUCUGUCGCCUGACGUUUUUCGUCCGGCGUCCUCUGUCGUACGUCUUUCGCCGGAUGUCUGCCACGAGCAGUCGAUCUGUCGGCAGGCGUCUGCUUCCUAGCGUCUUUCGUCAGGUGUAUUUCGUGGAGCGUCAAAUGCCUUUCACCCGCUUAGCGUCUCUCGGUGUCGUCCGACGUCUUUCGCCUGAGGUCUUACUUGUUUUCGCCAGAGGACGUCUCGCGACUGACGUCUUUCGCCUGGCGUCGGUCCGUAAUCUAUCAGACGUCUUGCGCCCGACGUCUUUCGUCGGACGUCUUUCGUCGGACGUCUUUCGUCGGACGUCUUUCGUCGGACGUCUUUCGUCGGACGUCUUUCGUCGGACGUCUCUCGCCAGACGUCUUUCCUUCGUCAGACAUGCCCCUGGGGACAUUUUUAGCCAGAUGUCUUUCGUCGACUGCUUUUCGUCGGGGUUCUUCUGCCAACUUGCGCCCCUACCCCCGUCGGGCAUUUUUUUGGCUUCUUCCCUGAUAGUCUACCGGGGGGCUGUGCAGUAAGUUCUGACAGGAAAACGGUCGGAGACUAACGGAGGUUGUGGCGGGCGGAACGGGGCGGGAGGUUGUAGGCAAAAGCCUCGCGGGGAGUUUUGUGGCGGUGAUCAGUGGGCUGGUUAAUCAUGUAGAUUAUUAGCGCAGAUUAAUAACUACAUAGCUUAAUAAUAUACCUUGAUAAUUGUUGCUUUGUCCUUGACUGUGUUGAGAGACUUGAAACGACAAACGAGAGAGAGAGGAGAAGCCAGAGACACCCGCGCGACGGUAAACCCGUCGGGCGUUUGGAUAGUGCUCCGGUAACCUUUUGCCUGGCGAUCUUGGUCAUUUUGAUGAUCUUCAUCCUUCUGAUCUUGGUGGAUCUUUGUGAUAGUUUCAAGGAUUUACGACCAUGACCAACAAUAAUAUUACAUAGCUUAAUAAUAUACCUUGAUAAUUGUUGCUUUGUCCUUGACUGUGUUGAGAGACUUGAAACGACAAACGAGAGAGAGAGGAGAAGCCAGAGACACCCGCGCGACGGUAAACCCGUCGGGCGUUUGGAUAGUGCUCCGGUAACCUUUUGCCUGGCGAUCUUGGUCAUUUUGAUGAUCUUCAUCCUUCUGAUCUUGGUGGAUCUUUGUGAUAGUUUCAAGGAUUUACGACCAUGACCAACACCCCUCCUCAAUCGUUGCGUGUCGAAGUCCCUAGUCUCUGGACUACCACGGAACUCAUAUCUCCUAACUAUUCGUCUAUGACUACAGUCGACUUGUCUAGAAACCAAAGUAAACCAGUAGUGCAUCUUCCACAUCUUUUGAUAGUUAGAAUUAUGGCAAUUGGUUGAGCCUGUCACGCGGUCGCAAGCUCCUCGUCAGAAGCUGCUUUCCACGUUUCAAAGGCUAGCAGUCUCGCACGCUCUUCUCAAUAACCUCCUGCCACUUAUUGGCAUCGGGGACUUGAGUGCUUGAGCAACGGACAAAAUCACACAUGAUUCGACGAGUUCCUCAUCUUCGUCGAGUUCACACAUGCCACCGACUGCACUAGCGAACAGCGCCAUACUUUUUCUCAGUUCUUCUAACUGUUUCAUUGUUCUUCGUACCCUGCUGCCUGCCUUGUCCUUAGCCCCUUUUGGUCGGCCACGCUUCUCGCCGUGUGGAUGGCGUUCGCCUGCCACAACACGUGCUGGAGAGGGCGCUUUCAACCUAGACGGACUAAGCGGAGCAGAUGUCACGUGAUCCUUCGCUUCAGCUUUCCCCUCCUCAAGUGAAACACCUUUAGGAAAGUCAGCUGCGUCGGAUUCCUCUACUUUAUCCAGUAAUCUCUUCGGAAAUUCCGGUCGGUCCACCUGGAAUGUGCUCCGUGCCAGAGAACCCCGAUUGAUGAUCCAGCCUUAGCUCUGACUGUCCAAGCAAGGGGGAGCCCAGCUACGACGCGCCACCUGGCAGGUUUCCCAGUUCGUCUGACUCUAUGUAGAUGCCCUUUGAUCUGGCAAAAGCCAAUCAAUAUUCUUUAUUGAGUAGUCCUCUCUGGACAAACUUUACACAUCUCGGGUAGAGUAUUCCGCCCAUCGAUGUCCAAGCUUGCAACGAUCGUCAUGAGUGAACGUUCCAACCAACCAACCAGACGACUUCGGACAGAAUCCAAAGGAAGACGCCACGGUGGUAUUUUGGCCAAGCGCUUGGGUUCAGGAGGGUUGGCUUGAAGUUGUUCACGAAAGUGAACUAGACAACCAAAUCGACGGAGCAUGCCGAUUGGAGUGAACUCUUCGACGAGUUUCUACCAGUCCUUUACUCCAAGGUUUCAAUUGGACUCUUUCCAUCAUUUUGAGGCAUUUUCGCGUAGUUAUGCGGUAAACAAUCCCAGCAGUCACCAGCGUGCUCGACGUAGUAAUGCCAGAGACGUUUAUCAACUUAGUCAGCAUUGUGCGAACACUGCCGAACAAAGUCCGCAUAAAACGUUCGCAGGUCUCAUUCAAUCCAGAUUAUAAGGAACAGCCGGACUGUCUGAGACUCGCAGCGAUUGCAUAACUUACUUGGUCAUGUCGUCACUGCUCAGGACAGGUUCUCCAUCCCUCCGGAGGAACCAUACUACCUUGUCAUAUAGAGAUAAGGAGUAGUCCUGGCGAAUGCCCUUUGUCGCUUCUUCUAUUUCCUCCACACAGUCACUCUGCAGCUUAAGCGGUCGACACACACCUUCUUAAUUACAUUACAGAGAUCACUAGUGUACUUCUCUUUGACCUAACUGAUACGCCUUCGCAAUUCGAAGCAUCUCUAUUGGUUUGCAUAUGGUGCGCGUUGGCCUUUCUGUAGAUCGCACUCAGGACAGUUUACCUGGAGGCCAUCUAUAUGAAAGUGCCCACACCUUCUAUGACGUUCGAGUCUUGUAAGACUACAUCUACUGACUCCUUCUCCUACUGUGGAACAAAUGUAACCACUAUCAGUCUCUUCUUUGAGUAAGUUGCGUGUAAGUGUGGAAGCUGCCGGCGUGGAUGGCUUCUUGUGGGUAUGGCCUGGCUGGUGUCCGUAUGUACGAGACAACCGCCUGUGCCUUUGAGGUUGAAUUCCCAUCCUAAUUGCGAGCAGUUCCCUCCACCUAGCCAAGGCAUCAUACGAUCUAAGUCCUUUUCCCAACGCUACCAGUAGUUUUACAAGUUCUCGUAGUUGCAUCACUAGCCUAUCUUUGUGCUUUGAAAGAUAUUUGUUUGUCCAACUAUCAACCAGAGCAACUUCUUUACUUGCAGCAAUGGAACUAGUUGAAAGACUAUGUCUCAUCAGUUUUACUCCCCCACUAUUAUCCACAGCUAUUUCGUCUUCAGUCUCGUCAUCGUCCAAAUUCAGCGAGCAAAAUCCACUCUCCACCGGUUCCGCGUCUCAACUCUGCCUUGCGACAUUUUGGCUGCGUCCUUCCGGGUGGUAACUCCGUUAGGAAUACCAUGAGGAGCUGCCGCCAUGCCAACUACAUUCGGGUAGUUUUGAGGCAAGUCGAGUUUCUUCGCAAGACAUUUUGUUUCUACAUGAAUUUCUACUCUAUGUUGAGCCAGACUCAAGGGUCAAAGCAGUGUUGCUUUGUCCUUGACUGUGUUGAGAGACUUGAAACGACAAACGAGAGAGAGAGGAGAAGCCAGAGACACCCGCGCGACGGUAAACCCGUCGGGCGUUUGGAUAGUGCUCCGGUAACCUUUUGCCUGGCGAUCUUGGUCAUUUUGAUGAUCUUCAUCCUUCUGAUCUUGGUGGAUCUUUGUGAUAGUUUCAAGGAUUUACGACCAUGACCAACAAUAAUAUUACAUAGCUUAAUAAUAAACCUUAGUAAAAUAUACCUUAAUAAUAUAUUCUUUGCAAUGUUUUAGCGCUAUCAACUUAGAGUAAUUGACAUGGAGGCAUAAUUAUCAAGGUCGUGUGCCGAUCAGCGAUCUUGCGCGUGAUCGCCGACUUCGACUUUGGCAUGUCAUAUCUAGGAGCAUGAUAGAGUUAGCGAGAAGUGGUAUUUUUGUCAAGGAAGUUUGACGAAUGUAUAUUCCAU